CUACGUUACUGUUAUAAGUUGAUAAGAGUUAUGUAAAUAUUUCGUUUUUUAGUUUUUAGUUGUUUUUGAAGCGGUAGAUUUAUUAUGUUUUACAAAUAAAUAUUUUCUAAGUUUAAACCUACAAUUACGAUGGCUAAUAAUAAAACAACUCCACAAGAAUUUAUAAAAGAGGCAUUCCCUCCUAUGAUAGCAGUAAUGCAUACACCUGGAGUUGAUGAUGUUUGUAAAAAGAAUAAUUUGAAUUUCAUUCAAUUAAUUAAACCUUUUUCUAAAACCACUGUAGAAAGUACAAUGAAAGACACCACUUCUGGUUUUCAUAUACCUGUCCGAAAUCUUAAAAUAGCAUUUUGUGACAUAAAUGCCAGGCCUCCACCUCCAGCUGUUGCUCGCUCAUAUUUCAACCAUUCAAUAAGCUCCAAUUUUACAGACAAGACUACAAGAAUUGUUGUUGGUGAUGAUGCAAUGGAUGUGCCAGUUUCAUCUCCCUGGUUUGAAGCAUGGAGAGAUACUUUCUUUCAAGUACAGUACCCGUCCGAACAUGAAUUCACUAAACACUUUAUUGGCUGCCUAAUUGUUAUAUCAUCCUUGGAUUCUAAUCCCUUGGAAAAGUUGGAAGAAUUAUUGGAGAUAUUACAAGGUCAUUUAGCUCCUGGUCCUAACAAAUUACCAAAGUGGUUUGGACCAUCCCUGAUUUUAACUGCUUAUCUUUACCUUCAUGACAAUUCAGUUGGGGCCCUGGAUGUAUCAGUUUUUGAAGCAAUGAAGGUAACAUAUGGGAUCAACAAUUGUUUUCUUCUUUCAAUUAAUUCUCAAGCUGCAGGGGAUGGAGUGCCACUAGUACCAGAUCCAUGGGCACAACAUAUUUCAUCAUUUAUUGAUUACAAGGAUGAUGAUGCUGGUCUUAAUCAGGAACAAGCUCAAGGUGUUGAGGCUGCUGAGGAAGCUGGAGAAAAAUCUUCACCUUCCACUCCAGUCAUUAUACACCCUCUUAGCCCUGUUGGUGAUGGAAACUUGCCAAAUACGUUAGACUAUAUUUCUGAUUCAGAAAAAAAUAAUGUACCUGAGCAUGGAAAACUUUUAAGUCCAGAAGAUAUUGACAGGAUUAAACAAUUUUUAAAUGACUUUUGUGUAAAGGCUCUUAUUCCUCAUUUUGAGCAACUCAUACAUCAACUUAGUGACCAGAUAUCUAACAAGAAAGGUGUAAGCAGAUCAUUGUUUAGUGCUACAAAGAGAUGGUUUGGUUCCAACAAACCAGGAACUCCUGGGAAUCACAUCUCUCCAACAGCUAUUGCAUAUUCCUCUGAUUCUCAUGAGCUACAACUUAGGAAACUGGGAGAUUUGUGCUUUAUGGUAGGUCUAUAUUCUCUGGCCUUUACUGCUUAUCAUAGUGCCAAAAGAGAUUUUGGGGGAGAUGGAGCCUGGCUGCAUUAUGCUGGCGCUCUAGAGAUGGCAGCAUUGUCUGCUUUCAUGUCUAAUUCUGAUCCGGUUUCCAGAAAAGUUGUUGAAUACGCUGAAGAGAGUAUAUUGACUUACCAAAAUUCAUGCAGGAUGAAUCAAUUUGCAACAAGAGCUACUCUAUUAAGUGUUGAAUGCUUGAAAGCACGUGGGUUAUUUGGUGAAGCAGCUAAGCAGUUGAUACGGAUGUCUGGAGAGGACUCAGAUCUUAGAAGUGCUGUUCUUCUUGAACAAGCUGCUUAUUGUUUUUUAAGCAAUAAUAGACCAAUUAUGCACAGAAAAUAUGCCUUUCACAUGGUUCUUGCUGGGCAUAGAUUUUCUAAAGCUUCGCAUAGAAAUCACUCAAUGAGAUGUUAUUACCAAGCAUAUCAGAUAUAUGGCAACAAAUCAUGGUGUGCAGCUGAAGAUCACAUUCUUUAUACAAUUGGAAAACAUGCAUCUCACCUAAAACUAGCUACCAAUGCAUUUCAGGCUUUAAGUCGUUUAGUUACUAGGCCUAGCAAACAACCCUCACAGCAGCAGGAAAUAUAUCUAAAAGAUUAUUUAUUAUCUAUUCAGCAAUCCUACCAAAAAUUAGAUGAUGAAGUCAUUUUAAGCUUGCCUGUAAUUGACAGUAAUCUCAUUCAAGUAGCAUUGAAUGUUCCAACUAAAGCAGUUCAGCUAGAUAGAAUACCAGCAUGUGAUUUUUCUCAAAAUGCGUUGUCUCCUAUUAAAAAACUUGCAGAAGAAUCUAUGUGGCACAGUUUAGAAGAAAAAGUAUCAAACUAUGCAAGUGGCACGGGUUUUGCAUCUUUCAUGCUUUUCAAACCUAUGGUUGAUCUUUUAUCUAAUCUCACUGAUAAUGCUUCUUCUGCGCUUGGUUUCAUCGGAGUGCCCAUUGGUGUUUGUGUUAGUUUGAAAAAUCCAUUGAAUGUCCAAAUAAACUUAAGAAAUAUUGUACUGUUGUGGAAUGCAAUUCCUGAAUCUUCAGGAAUAUGUAAAAAUAGUUCGCAAUCUAGUGCUGCUGCAUCUUCUGACCCAGAACCAGAGCUUUCUAUUCCUCCUGAUUCAACUAGAUAUAUAAUGUUGAUUAUCACACCAAAGCAAGUUGGGGAACUUCAUAUUACUGGUUUGUCUUAUACUUUACACGAUCCUGUUAGUGAUAUUAAUGUUUUCGGUCACCACCCUUUCUCGAUGGUAAAGAAAAGCAUAACAGACCGAAGGCUGCAGAUUUCUGUCAUAGAAAACGUACCCCAUCUGGAGGUGUGUUUUUCAGGUCUCAAAAAAGAAUUUAUUAGUCGUGAAAUUCAUCCUUUUAAUGUUCAUUUGAAAAAUACAGGCUCAGUUGCCAUCUCUAAGAUAUUUUUUACCACAUCAGAAAAUUUUAGGGUAUAUUUGGAGAAUCAUGAAACAGAGUUUACAGAUCAAAUAUAUACUGUGGAUCUAGCUUCUCCUCUUGCUCCCAAUGAUACCAUAGACUUGUCACUAUUUUCACAACCUAUUUUUGAGGGAUAUAAAAACUUUGACCUUCUUUUUUAUUAUGAAAGUGUUUUAAAAAAUAGUAAACCAAGUUAUAGGUUAGUAAAACAUUCUUGGCCAACUGUAGCAUACAGUAAUAUUAAAAUAUUGACUACUAAUGUUACCAAUGCAGAGAUUCCUGCUGAAUUGAAAGCAUCUGAAGAUGAGAAGAUCAUUAGAUUUCACCUAAGUUCUGACUUAUUUAACUCGGUAAAUCUUCACAAUCUGCAGAUAGAAUGUGUAACCAUAGUUAGUAAAAGCUGGAAAAUACUUGCCUUUUUUGGUGCUGGUGAUAUGAAAAUUGUUAAAGGAAAAGAUCUUCAUGCACUGGUUAAAAUCAUUCCAUCUGAUACUGAUGAUAAGAAAUACAGGUGUUUAAAGUUUACUAAGCAAUGUUGUUAUAUUCCACCAUGGGGCGAAGUAUUCGUUCAUGAUACAUAUUCUAAAAAAUCAGAAGUAUUCAUUCAGUUUUCUUUCAGUUGGUCUGUUGGCAUGGUAUCUAUGGAAGAAGGGAUGAGAAAAGCUUAUGGCCAAGAUUAUGUUUGGGUUAGUUGUGAAGAUAGAUUUGAAGUACCUGCCUCAGACCUCAAGCAUCCUACUUCAUAUUCUAUUUCACCCAAAAAAAAGUUGACUCCUGCUUCCUCAAAAGAUAUAGUAUUAAGAGUAACAAUUUAUGAAACUCCACAUUUAUGUCGUGAUUUGACUUUAUCUGGGUCUCAGACAGUGCCUAUUACAGUGGAAAUUUCAAAUGAUAAGAAACAAAUAGUGAGAGUAAAUUUAUCAUUCCUUCCUUUACUUCAUCCUUCUUCCAGAGAAUUGACUGAUGAUAGUACAUCUGACAGUUUCACAUGGCUGGGAAGAAUUGAAUAUAAAGAAUUAAUAGUUGGUAAAGAAAAAGUUAUUGUCAAUGUAGCUGCUAGAAUUUCUGGUCCAGGAGCCUAUGAUGUUUCAAAACGAGUAAAUAUUGAAGCAUUCGAUAAUAUGCAACAUCCUAUUGCUGCUCAUAUAGGAGAUUGUGUGGUUGUUAUAAAUUAGGAAUAUUUUGUUUCUACCACAAGCUUAGUUGAAAAGACAAACGAUAAAGGCAAGGCAAUAGUCAUAUUAUUUAUUUUCAUUUUUUAACAUUUGUUUUAGUAAAUAUGAAUAUUUCUCCUGUUACAUGUUUCCCCCUUUAUCUGUUUCAAAUGCCUUGCAUCAAACUAAAUUUAUUAGUGAAACUCCAAACAACUGUGAUGAGAUAGAUAUAUAUUUAUUUAUGUAAAAUAUUCAUUUAUAAACAAAUUAUGUGUUAAAUUAAAUGAUAAUUCAAAUAUUACUAAAUUAUUAAUUUAUAAAAAUUCAAAAAUAUAUUUAUUUAUUGCUCAUAUAUUUUUGUUGUACAUUUAUUUUUACUUGUAUUUUAAAAAUCACUUAUAAUGUAUUUCAACAGUAAAAUUUAAUAGUUAGUUCUAUGUGUAAUUUGUCUGAUGUCUGAUAUAAAUGGCAUAUGGUGCAUAGAAUUAAAAAUUUAUCAAUUAUAUAUUGAAUUUAGGAGUUUUUGUUGAACAUAAUUACUAAACAAAAAAUAUAUGUAUAAAAUGUAUACUUGUGCGUCUUGUAUAUUUGUAUUUACUGUAUUUAGACAUUUAUCAUACAACAAGAAUAAUUGUUUAUACAACCGGACCAUUGUUAUAAUUCUUUUUUUUAAUAUAUCAUUUUGUUAAAAGUUUCA
Messenger RNA from Nezara viridula (southern green stink bug), 4663 nucleotides. NCBI's taxonomy places the organism in Eukaryota, Metazoa, Arthropoda, Insecta, Hemiptera, Pentatomidae. The record is from the annotation of a GenBank genome assembly.